AAGUAGUCUGUUCCAUUCUCUGUUUUCUGGGUCGCUAGGAUGAACAGGAGCCACAGUACAUUUUAUUAGCUUUGGUUAUUAUUAAGUCGUGUCUCUGGUCCUUCCCUCUGUCACUUCGGCUGCGGCUGGGUCCUUCCAGAGGCUCCUUUAUCUAGUGGCCCUCCCUACAUUUCCCCAGCUACUGAACAGGUUCCUCAUCAUUGUCCAGGGAUGUUGUGUGUAUUGCAUUACAGAGUCUGAUCACCAUCAUCACAUGGGCCUUUUGGGAGUGCCAGGAAUUUUCCCACACACCAGCGACCAGUCACUUUUCUUUUUGUCAGGAGAAGACAUCCUGGGGGAUAUUGCACAAGGGGAGACUUUGGGGCUGGGUUUGGGCCAGUCUCCUAGUCCUGCCCUUCCUGUGGUUGAUGCUCUGGGCAAGGUGUAUACCUCCGGCCUGGACUAAGUGCUCAUCUCACUCCUCAGCACCAUCGUCAUGUUGAGCUGCCUUUUCCUCCUGAAGGCACUUCUUGCUCUUGGGUCCCUGAUAUCCUGGGUGGCUUCUGGAGAGCAUGUGAAAGAAGGAGAAUGCCCUCCUAAUAAGAACCUGUGCAAAGAGCUGUGCCGGGGGGACGAAUCAUGUCCGGCUGGGCAGAAGUGCUGCAGCAACGGCUGUGGUCGGGUCUGCCGAGGAGGCAUUCCGAAGGGGAGGAAAGGAGAUUGUCCCAGGGCUGUUCGGAAACAAUCCUGUUUCCAAAGGUGCGUCACUGAUGAGACUUGUCCAGGUAGAAAGAAAUGCUGCGCGUUUGGCUGCAACAAGAGCUGUGUGGUCCCAGCCUCUCAACCAAAGCUGGAGCCUGGAGGUGAAUGUCCGGCUGACCCCCUUCCGUGUAAGGAGCUGUGUGAUGGGGACGUGUCCUGCCCCCAGGGGCUUAAAUGCUGUAGCACCGGCUGUGGCCACUCCUGCCGUGGAGACAUUAAGGGAGGGCGGAGUGGUGAUUGUCCAAAUAUUUUGGUGGGCUUGUGCAUUGUCAGUUGCAUGACGGAUGAGAACUGCCAGGCCGGGGAAAAGUGCUGCAAGUCAGGCUGCGGCCGCUUCUGUGUCCCACCAAUUCUGCGAGCCGAACUGGCCACAAACCCCAGCUGGACCCUCAGGUCUGAUUCUGAAUUAGAGACCCGGGUGUCCUAGCUGUCCUGAGCUGCUACAGGGGGCUUGUUCUGGCUGCCAGGAGAGGGAGAUAUCCUGGGGCUGUGACCCUCCGGGGGGCUCUCACUGCCCUCCCUGCUCUGCUUCUGUUCCUGCUGCUGCCCUGAGCGUGGGGAUAUAGCCGUGGAUUUGGGCAAUGGUGUUCGGUGCUGCUUGUCCCCAGUAAAGGCUCAUGCUGA
This is a messenger RNA of Leopardus geoffroyi (Geoffroy's cat), 1365 nucleotides long. RefSeq names its product WAP four-disulfide core domain 3 (gene WFDC3). Gene Ontology annotation, cellular component: extracellular region. The coding region runs from base 476 to 1168 and encodes 230 amino acids. Gene Ontology annotation, molecular function: peptidase inhibitor activity. Gene Ontology annotation, biological process: innate immune response; antibacterial humoral response. The transcript has 6 exons. The record is from RefSeq and is a predicted model, not a curated record. Lineage: Eukaryota; Metazoa; Chordata; Mammalia; Carnivora; Felidae.